AUGGAUGACGGCUACGGGAGCUUGGCGAGAGCAAUUGAUUUCACUCUCUCAAACCAAAUUAAACGACGAUCGUCGACUCAAAAUCAGGAGCACCGUUCUGCCACUAGUUCCCUUUCCACUCCCCCUCCACCCAGCGAGGAGCUUUCUUCGCCCGGCCUUUGCGUCCGCAGGUCGCAUUCCAUUGGCACUGUGGCUGGAGCCAUGGUCUCCUUACCCAGCCCAACUAAGAACGGUGGCUUCAACCUGAGUCAGAAACCCACAGUUCCUGCUGCUAUAAUCUCGUCUGCUCGAAACUCCUUCUCUAUCGUGGCUGGUGAAGAAAGCUCGUUUCAAUCCUCCCCUGCUGUCUCUACGGCGGCUCUCUCGGACAUCGAUUUCGAGUCAACAGCAAGACCUUCCACAGUUUCAUGUUUCAGCUCCCCGGCCACGUCCCGACGCUUAUUAGGACCCGCAACACCGUUGGCUUUGGCGACACUCCAUCGACAUUCGCAGGCUUCGAGGCGAUCCAGUUUACUCGAUAUUCCUGCCAAACAACUGGCAGAACAAAUUACCUACCUAGAAGCAGCGAAAUAUGGCCGUUUGACCGUGAGUUUGGGUUUUGCCUUAUGA
Molecule: messenger RNA, 609 nt
Organism: Mesocestoides corti
Lineage: Eukaryota; Metazoa; Platyhelminthes; Cestoda; Cyclophyllidea; Mesocestoididae
Source: the annotation of a GenBank genome assembly